This is a messenger RNA of Epinephelus moara (kelp grouper), 2170 nucleotides long. RefSeq names its product tetratricopeptide repeat protein 39A. Lineage: Eukaryota; Metazoa; Chordata; Actinopteri; Perciformes; Serranidae. The record is from RefSeq and is a predicted model, not a curated record. The transcript is spliced from 18 exons. The coding region runs from base 194 to 1888 and encodes 564 amino acids. Gene Ontology annotation, molecular function: protein binding.
ACGCAUGCCUUUACCUCGGAGCGCUUUACGUCAGUUUGAGCAGGAACAGGAAAAUCUACGCUGACUGCAGAGCAGCCGGUGGAGUUUGAGGUCCUGGUGUCAAAGUGUGAAGCGGUGGAUGCAUCUUGAUUUUCUGUGUGUGUCACCGAGCUGCUAACAGGUGGUGUUAGGGCAUUCUGCCCGGAGAGACAACAUGUCCAAUGGGAAAGACACAAGUGCUGCAGAGAACUCCUCACAGAUGACCCUGAAAGAGAGCCUGGAUGAGUGUAUGGAGGCCUUGGAUCUCUUCCUUAACAACCACUUCAGUGAGAGCCUGGAGAGGCUGCGGCCAAGAGUGAAUGAGAGUAUGUACCACGCUCUUAUCUACGCCACAGUGCUGGAAAUGCAGGCCAUGAUGACUUUUCAGCCUGAUGACAUCAGCAACGCAGGAAAUACCAUGAAGAGUGCCCAGGAGGUGUGCCAGAGGUAUCGACGGAAGUCUCCAGGUUUGACUAACAAGUCAGUGGGAGAGUCACUCACUGAAGUGCAGCUUCAUGCUGAAGUGUGUUACGCAGAGUGCCAACUCCAAAGAGCUGCUCUCACCUUCCUACAGGAUGAGAACAUGGUGAGUUUUAUCAAAGGAGGGAUCAAAGUACGAAACAGUUAUUUAAUUUACAAAGAUCUGCAUUCCUUCAUAAAAUCUCACAGCUGUCUCAAAGGGCCGAGCCACGUCCACUUAGAGGGAGGAAUAUCGUUUGGAAUAGGAGCGUUUAAUCUGACGCUCUCUCUGUUUCCUCCACGGAUACUCAAAGUGUUGGAGUUUGCAGGCUUCUCUGGAGACAAGGAGUACGGUCUGUCUCUGCUGCACGACGGUGCGACGGGGAUGAAUCUGCGCUCCAUGCUGUGCGCCCUGCUGCUGCUCUGCUACUACACCUUUCUCACGUUCAUACUAGGAACAGGUGAGGGGGAAGUGGCUGAGGCUGAGAGGCUGCUGAAACCUUUCCGGCUCCGCUACCCACGGGGAGCGAUAUUCCUCUUCUUUGCAGGCAGGACUGAAGAGAUCAAGGGGAACAUUGAUGAGGCAGUGGCGCUCUUCGAAGACGGCUGCAAGGCGCAGCAGGCGUGGAAGCAGUUCCACCACAUGUGCUACUGGGAGCUGAUGUGGUGCUUCACCUACAAGCGAGCGUGGAAGAUGGCGUACUUCUACGCAGACCUGCUGAGCCAGGAGAGCCGCUGGUCCAAGGCCAUGUAUGUUUACAUGAAAGCUGCUUACCUCAGCAUGCUGCCUGAAGACGUGGCCCGGCCGUUUGGGGAGGACGAGGUGGAGCUGUUUAGACAAGUGCCGGCCUUCAAACAGAAGAUAGCAGGGAAGUCUCCCCCGACUGAGAAGUUUGCUAUCCGGAAAGCCAGACGCUACAAAGCUCACUGCCCGAUCAGGCUCCCAGUGCCAGUGCUGGAGAUGAUGUACAUGUGGAACGGUUUCAGUAUGAUCAGCAAACGACCAGAGCUGACUGAAGGCAUGAUGCAGACUCUGGUGGAGGCAGAGCGCACCCUGCUGGAGUCUCCUGACAAUGAGUAUUCAAUGGAUGACCGCUGUCUGAUCCAUCUGCUGAAGGGUCUGUGUUUGAAGAACCAGGGUCACCUCCAGGCUGCUGAGGAAUCCUUUGGCAAAGUGUUGUCCAGUGAAAAGAAGAUCAAGUUUGAUCACUACCUGGUGCCGAACUCUCUGGUGGAGCUCAGUCUGCUCUACAUAGACCAAGGCAGGAGGGACGAGGCUGUUAAACUGCUGCACAAGGCCAAACACAACUACAAAGAAUACUCGAUGGAGUCUCGCACACAGUUCAGGGUGCACGCUGCUCUGGCCAAACUCAAGGCUGACCCUGGAGACGAGGAGGACACUCACAUGUAGGAGGACAUUUCCAAACACUGGACUGUGUUUCCUCGACAGUCACGGCUGUUUUAGCUCGAUACCCAGUGUUUUUUAACAUAUAUCCAUUUUUACAAAGUGAGUGCUGGGUGUUUUAUCACUGUGUUCACGUCCACACUGACAUGUCGCUGGACAAAAGGUCUCACCUGUUUUACAGCAGCCUGUGCUUCCCAGACGAGGGACAGUGUACAUACGGUAGACGAUUUAUGUCAUGGACACUGUUUUUAUUUCACACUGAAAAUUAAAGAACACUUCAUUUUAAUC